AUCUAUGUAUAGACAUAUGCCUUUUUACAUAAAUGAUAAAACUGCUAUUUUACUCUAGAAUAUGUCAGUGGAAGGGUUUGACAACAAGAGAGAUAAAAUCGUAUUGCAGUUUGAACGUAAAUGAUCAAGUCUAAUUAAGCCUUAUUAUAUAAAUUCUCAAAGUAAAUAAAAGUGAAAGUAGAUAUAUAAUCACCAACAUAUAAAUCAUCAUGUCCGAAUCGAUACAAACACCGUCUUCAUCAGAUCCACAGGAGGAUGCGGACGUCAAACUGACUGCGGCACAGAAGGCGAGGGUGGAAAGGAACCGCCAGAGAGCCCUGCUGCUGCGACAAUCCAGGCUGGCCAAAAAGCCAUACUCCUCCUCUGAAUCAAAACAAAAAGUGACACGGACAGUUGACACAGGAGCAGGGUUUUUCCUGGAAGAAGAAGAUGAGGAAGAAACACGGUCAAAGAAGACGGAGGUCAAACAUCCAUUAGGUCCCGUACUGGAGACGGCCACUGACGCCUUGGUGUGCGAGGAUUGUGGGAAGGAAUUCAUGGACUCCUGGCUGUUGACCACCUACAUUGUCAAUGUUUGUGAUGUCUGCAAGGAAGACACAGAGAAGCAUGCACUGGUCACAAAGUCGGAGGUCAAGGACACUUACCUCCUGAAGGACGCCGACCUAGAGGUCCGAGAACCACCCCUCAAAUUCAUCAUCAGGAAAAACCCCAGGAACCCCCGCUGGGGGGACAUGAAGUUGUACUAUGGACCUCAGGUAUAUGAUCGAGCAAUGGAGGUGUGGGGCUCAGAAGAGGGGCUAGAGAAAGCUCAUGAUGAGAGGUCCAGCAAAAGGGAAAAAACAAAACGGAAGAAGUUUGAUAAAAAGGUCAAAGAGUUACGAUUAGCCGUGAGGAGUAGUUUGGUCAAAGUUAACUCGGGACCCCAUGAGCAUGAGUACGGCCCUGAAUCUUACGACGAGGAAUCUGACACCUACAGUGUUUCCUGUGAUUGCGGACAUGUUAGGACUUACGAGAAAAUGUGAAAUAAAUGAAAAAAAGUUAUUAGUAGGAAUUUGACUUAUUUAUUGGAAAAUAAAUGGUUGACGGACCUUCUUGAAUUAGAUGCUUCAGAUUAAUUAAUGUCUUUCGGAUGAGGAAGGACUGAUCUAAGAACUGAGUAGAAUGGAAUUAUUUUAGUAGAUUUGAAUUCAAUUUAUAUAUAAUUAUACAUGUAAUUUAUUAAUUUUCAAUUUCUCAUACAUUACGUGAUGUUCUGUUAUUUUUGGCAACUACUUAAUUUUCCUUUGUUUAUUCUCAUGUUCUUUACAUAAUAAUAUUAUAUUACAAAUUUUCACUCUCUCAAUGUACAUAUAUUUUUGUGAUUUUUUCCUAUUUUUGCAAUAUCACUUUUAACUUUUCUUACUCUUGAAAAGUUUUUUUUUGUUUUCUUGAAGGCAAAUGGUUUCUCAGGGGUUUAUUUUUUAUGUUUCCAAAAUAUCGGUAAUCAUUUCUACACACUCAAAUGAUGGUGUAAAAAAAGAAGAUCUUUAACUAUAAUUACAGAAAUUGACUGUCAGGUACAUUUUCAUCGCAUUUAAAAGAUAAGAAAUUUAAAUGAGAUAAUAAAUCUUAUGGUGUCAUAUGAACUAGUCUUGAAAAGGAAGAAUAAAUUUUUUGUUAAAAUCAUAA
Molecule: messenger RNA, 1668 nt
Organism: Magallana angulata
Lineage: Eukaryota; Metazoa; Mollusca; Bivalvia; Ostreida; Ostreidae
Product: DNA repair protein complementing XP-A cells homolog
Exons: 7
Coding region: 210-1022 (270 amino acids)
Biological process (GO): base-excision repair; nucleotide-excision repair involved in interstrand cross-link repair; nucleotide-excision repair, DNA damage recognition
Cellular component (GO): nucleotide-excision repair factor 1 complex
Molecular function (GO): damaged DNA binding
Source: RefSeq, a predicted model, not a curated record